GGUAACUGGUAACUGAAAUUGUAUCACAUCACAAGGAGCUAUCAGGUCCGGAGCAGCACGCUUUCUCCAAAAUAACUUCAAAACAAGCAAGGUUCUCAUAAAGCACGUCAGAUAAAGGAUUUUAUUCUUUCCAAGGAUAUUUUCUCCCCACCUUCACGUAAACUGUCCGAGUCGGAGCUCGCUUUUCAUGGCCUUUGACCUCUGGAGGAGGAUGCUCCUGAAGGAGUAACUCAAGCUUCUGUUUGUUGAUGUGAUGAAUCUUCACUUCUUAAGCGGAUGAAAUGCCUUGAAGCUUGCACCGCCUUACCAUGGCAGGUUUUCUCUCCACUGUGGGUUUGGCGGUGAUGCUCCAGGCUCUGGUGCAUGACCAGUGUGCAGCGUUUCUGGGGAUAACAGUGUUGGUAACGCUGAUCUCUGCUGGCUCACCUCUUCCAGACGAGUCUCUGUUGGACUCACACACCUCCCCUGUCGAAGUUCUUGGAGUGGUUCCAAAGACAACAAGAUCAUCACCGUCCACCUUACCAGACUCGCAUUAUACUGCCUUUAAGAAUCCGGAGUCACUCAGUGCCCUGCUCUCCAUCCCUGAACCAGUUUCCAAAGCAAGAACUGCUGACAGCGAGCUUUUUAAAUCAGGGCAUGAUGCUUCUGAAAACUCUAAAUCUGUAGUGCCAAGGAAUGUCUAUGCAGAGGAGACAGGCAUUCGAACAACUCCACCAUUAAGCCCCACUGGACUUCCCCAGGGAUUUGAGGCAUCAGCUACAAGCUCCACUGAAAAGAGGGGGGUUAGGACUAAUCCUCACAAACAGGAAUAUAAUUUUUCUCUAUAUUCCAAGCGAUGGAAGCAACUACCCCAGUCUGAUGCGUCUCUGACAACCUUAAAUCCUUCUGCUUUGAGAAAAUCAACAUUUCAUCAAGGUCUUGAUCUUGAAGAAGAAACAACUUCAAGCCUGGUGCAGAAUGGGACAUUAAAACAACUGCAGUCAGUCGUGACCUCAGUGGCCAACCCACCUAUUGAACCUCCCGAACUAGCUUUGUCUGAGUCUGAAAGUCAAAAGGUUGCUUCAAGCCGCCAGAUAGUGCAGAACAAAUCUGAACGGAACAUGAACACACUACCUAGCUUAGACGAGAUCAUGGCUCCUGGCUACCAUGUGCCUUUCAUCACCCCCCAAUCCUCGUUGAUUUUUUCUGACCCUAACCAGGUGCCUUCAGAGGACUUCUACCCUACCAACACCAUGAAUGUGGACUGGGGUUCUGGAGACUACUUGGAAACAAUGUCCUUCUUCAACACGGAUAAUGAUGAUUACUCUCUGGUUACUAGAGUUCUCUCAGACCCAUACGAUAUGGAGGACGACACGGAAAUGUACGACACAUCCUUUCCUUCCAGAGUGGGCAUAUCGCCUUCCUCCAGGCACCCUGGUUAUGUCUCAUCUUCUUCCAGCCUCAUGACGCCACACCUUACCGUUCCUCCACAUCAAUCCAUUAAUCCAUCCUCCCUUUCUACAAAGGUUUCCAAUUUACUGCAGCCGACUGAUGUAGCUGGAACAGAUGCACCUGACGUAUCAGACAUUGACUGGGGAGAUGCCUUCACAAUUCGACCAACAGAUGUCCUCUUGCCUGACAUGAACAGCUUAGAGUAUUACACCACUCAGCUGACGAAGGACAGCAAUGCUUCAGAAACUGGAGCAGAGUACAGGCAGAAUGUCACUGAGAUAUCCCUCAAUGCUACAGUGGCUCCACCCUCCACAGACGUCAUCACUGAUGGUAAUCUGACAGAGGGUGAGUCCUCCAGCGAUCUGUCAGGGUUUGGGCCUCAUUAUGAAUCAACUACAAUAGUUACCACAGAGAUUACUCCCCAGCUGAGCAAUGCUUCUGAGUCUUUUCUUGAUCCUUCCAUCAUCCCAACCUACAUCUUAGAUCCCUCUUCUUCUGUAUGGGGUGGUCCAGUUUCCACCACAGGCUGGUUUACACAUACGCUCACCAUAGAUAUUGAUUCUGCUUUAGCAGAAGUUUUACAUCCAAGUGCAACAUCUCUGCUACCAGAAGAUUUAGCGUCGUCUUCUUCUCUGACAGAUGUCCAUUGGUGUGUUACAGAAUCAUUCGAUGACGGCCCUACACUCAUUACUCCUAUCAUAACUGCAACUGUAGCCUUCUCUCCUGAACCCCCUGAAAACACCACUGCCAUUGCAACUGACCUAAUGUCCCAAGACUCAUUUGCAACUGAACAAACCGGCGAUAUGACUCUAGUUUCAAAUGAAUCCAUGUCUUACAAUGUUACUCUGGUUCCUCCGGUUAUGUUUGGUGAUCAGAGCGUGAUGGAGGAAGACGGAGCGGAUAACCUAACCACAGUGGUCACAAACCCAACGAGCAGUGAAAUUAUUACUGCUGCGGCAAUCACAAAUCCAGCUGCCACAAAUACCUCUCAUCAGGCAACAACCGGAUCUUCUGCCACCGCUGAAACCUCAACUAGUGUUAGCAUCACCACUACUACCAGCAAAAUAACCACAGCUCCAUCAACUACAUCAAGACAGUACCUCUGCAAUGUUGACCACCCUGCUUAUUUAACAAAGACUGGUUUCCCGUCUGGGGUGACUGUUGGAUUUGCCAAAUCUCAAGUGAGAGACAUUCUGAAAGUGGAAUUUAACAAGUCAGUGGAGCUGCAGGUUGUUAGCCCUCCUCCACAGUUCGUCUUCCGGGUGGUGUCAGGUCCAGUUGUGUACACAGCCAUAUCUGUCAUCAACGCUUUGCGAAGGUCCGCCCGGCGCUUCCUGUAUGUGUCCCCUAACCAAACGACACCGGACCAGAAGUACCAAGUCCACACAGUGUUGCAGUUUAUCCCGGGUCAUGUUGACAUGCGAUACUGCAGCUUCUUUGAGAGCGUGGAGAAAGGUUUGAUCAUGGCUUUUGCAGAAGUACGGCGUCGGUCGAAGGAAUCAACCAACUUCACCAUCCAUAUUCUAAACAUCACUACGGCUACAAACAGAUAUGGGGAAAAACAGCUGACGAGGCAACCAGUAGACAUCACCUUCACUGUCAGUGGUUCUCGGGGUUAUCUUAUGGGGUCGAAGGUCAGCAACGCACUAAUGAAGCUCACAAUGGUAGAGUUUAGCUACUACAUUGGUUUCCCUGUGCUGCAGAUUGCAGAGCCUUUCCAUUAUCCAGAGCUGAACACCAGUCAGCUUCUUCGCUCCUCCUGGGUUAGAACAGUUCUCCUGGGUGUUCUGGACAAGAAAAUGAGCGAACGGACCUUUCAAGCCAACAUGGAGCGCAGAGUGGCCUUGUUGCUUGGGGAAGCAAUGGGACAAGUCAGACGGGUCAAAAGAGCAACCACUGUUGGCAACAGCAGCGUACAGGUUUUGAGUGUGAGUCGGCUGGAGGGUGCCGACAAUCCAGCAGAGAUGGUGUAUUUUGUGGAGGGUCAUAAUGGUCAGAGGAUGCCUGCUGUCCAAACCGCCAACCUGCUGAACAGCCUGGAUGUUCAAAGGGCCGCCAUUAUCCUGGGCUACCGUGUGCAGGGCGUUCUGGCUCAGCCUGUAGAGAAACUGGCGUCCUCCCCCUCCAACUCAGAGAACAACAACAUGUGGAUCGUCAUCGGCGUGGUGGUUCCGCUGCUCGUCGUCGUCAUCAUCAUCUCCAUCCUCUACUGGAAGCUCUGCCGGACCGACAAGCUGGAGUUCCAGCCGGACGCCAUGACAACCAUCCAGCAGAGGCAGAAGCAGGUUUUAGUUAAAGGAGGCCAACAGCUACAGGCUCCCAGUGUGAAAGGCUUUGAUUUUGCCAAACUCCAUCUUGGCCAGCAGAGUAAAGAUGAUGUCAUGGUGAUCCAGGAGCCCGCCCUGCCAGGCUCUGGCUCUGCUCCUCUCGCUCAGUCCAUUAAAGAUGGCUUCAGUCCAUCUGAGAACGGCGAGGUCCCAACGCCCAAAUCCAAAACCUCCGCCUCCUCCACCAAGGCGUCCCGCGGCGGCCGGAGGCGAGAAAGGAUCUCCCCAUCAGACGGUGACUCAGUGGUGAGUGACCACUCCAGUGAACGGGAACCCACUGAGGAGAACCCGAGAGCCCACGCCACGCCCAGCGACAGCAAGCAGACCCGUCCACCACCUAUGAAUGGUGCUGCAAAUGAGCAGCUGUCGUCAGCCUCCAUCUUUGAACAUGUCGACCGGAUGUCUCGUGCCACAGAUGCGAGCCGCAGACUUCCCAACAAAGUCCAGCUCAUCGCCAUGCAGCCAAUGCCUGUCCCACCACUGCACAGCCAACCCGUCAACGGCAAACCGUCUGAUCCCAACCAAAUGAACAAGGAGAUCCAGGCAGCGUUGAGGCACAAGUCAGAGAUUGAACAUCAUCGUAACAAGAUUCGUCUGCGCGCCAAGAGGAAAGGUCAUUAUGAUUUCCCUGCAAUGGACGACAUGAUCGGCAGCCUCAGCGACACAAAGGAGCAGGAUCGCAUCUACCAGAAGGCACAGACUCAAAUCGAUAAGAUUCUGGAUCCAGAUAAUCCCGUUCCCGCCGUCUUUAUGGAUUCCAAGAAAAGCGGUCGUGGGCGGCGCUCUCCAAAGCAGAGAUUGAAGGAUCAGCUGAAUGGAGGCCUGAUAGAAGCAGAUAAAGACCACCUCAUCACUGAAGACAGCGACGCCGUUUAUAGGAAGUGCCCUGGGGUCAACAACGUGGCCUACGUGUCGGACCCGGACCAAGGCCCCAGUUCCCCUCAGAGGAGCCCCUCCCCCACCGAUGAUGUCUUCCUCGGCCCAGCUUCCUCCCCUCCGGGCCACGCCCCGCCCCCGCCCCCCUACCUGCCCCCACAGCCCUCCAUUGAGGAGGCGCGGCAGCAGAUGCACUCGCUGCUGGACGACGCCUUCGCUCUGGUGUCACCCACCUCUCAGAGCAGCACGGCGGGCAUCACUCUGCCCGGGGUCAACAGCAACCCCCAGGGCUGCAGCCCUCCAGGCCGGGGCCCCAGGGCCUGGGGCCCCUCCUACCAGCCUCCUUUUCCUGGUAGAUUCACUGAGCUGGGUGUCUCCUCUCCUGCAAUCCAAGGCCUGACCCCAAGGCAGGGCCUUGGCUCCAGCUACCUGCCACCAGGAGAAGCCGCGGGCCUCAGCGAGUCUCUCCAGCCGGACAGCUUGUUCUCCAGCAGGGGGCUUUACGCCAAGGAGCUGCCCUCGUCUGCCAGGCCGCGGCCGGUGGGGGGGACCACAGGCGCCCAGCUCCAUCACCUCACACAGGUGGGCCUGUCCAGCCGCAUGAACGGCUACCCAGCAGGCAUCAGGGCGGCUCCCGGCCAGAACGGAGGCCUGAGCUGGAACCUCUACCACACUGACAACUUCUCCAGGCUGGAAGUUGAAAAAGAGGCAAUGCACAGGAGUAGAAGUGGGGAUCCCACGGCGCCCCCUGCCCACCUGGACACAUCAGCGGCGGUGGCGUACCUGUCUUCCCCCCCGCCCCUGGACACGUCGCCCCCCACCCACUCCUCCGCCUCACUCAUCAAGGCCAUCAGAGAGGAGCUGCUGCGUCUCUCCCAGAAGCAGGCGGCCGUGUCCAGCUACCACAGCUGAAGUUCUGGACACCUGAUGAUGCUUCCCAUGGAAGCUCCUGUAGCGCCACAGCAGAGGAACUGUCCUGCUAAAGUGAAGCGGUGGUUCACCUAAUCCUCAGACUCAAUACAGGAAAAAAAACAAUAGAUGAACUGAGAGGAAGGGUUGUGAAAUGGGACAAGUGUUUCUGUCUCAAUGACCAGGCUGGGAUAAAUCCAGCCGUUUCCACUGUAGAACCAUCAUUUCACUGUACUACUUCAGACUCAGUAUUCUGUCAUGUUUGUAUUUUACAAUCUUACCUUCACAAACAGAAACACCCCAUUUAUGGAAGCGUUUAACUGCCAGUGCCUAGAAAUAAAUCAAGAGCAAAACCUUCUCAUUAUAAUGAGGUGAGUUUUAUAUCUCAUUUAUAACAAGAAGGUUUUCUUGUUAGAACAAGAAGAACUUCUUGUUAUAAGCAAUGCUCUCCUCUGACAGACUGACGUCUUAAAGAGGGAUAAAUCACCAUAAGUUGUUUUUUAAAUCUUAUUUAAAUUAGAUACUUUAUUUCCAGCUUCUGGUAGUUAAAAGCUUCUGUACUCCAUAGUGUCCACUCAUCACAACUAUGAAGAAUUAUGUAUGUAGUUAAACUGUUUUGAAUGAUGACGAAACAUCAGUGGCAUCAAGUCUAACUCUUCUCUAAUCCAACAUGGUCAAAAUUGUGCAUACAGGCUCAGACAUCCACCACACUCACUGAUUUAUUAACCAACAGGAGCAUUUUAAAGUCUGUUCUCUGAUCUGUCUGAUUUUGUUUUAGGCAGACCUGUGAAGACGCUGUUGCAGGAAAGAUAAACGCAUGGAUGAGUUUCUGUAGAUUUUUAGUUCUAUAAUCCUGAAAAUGUACUUCAGGUGUUAGAAGACUGACUUUGUAACAGUUUUUAUAUGACUCUGAAGAUUCAGGUCUGAGCAGCACUAUACCCAGAUUUUGGUCUUCCUUCUUCUUUAUGCAAUCCACUUUGCACCACUGGCAGCAAACAGAUCCUCAGCAUGAUGCUGCCACCACUUUGCUCUACAGUUUUUUCACUUCUUUAGGGUUAAGAGCCUGUAUAAGCAUUCUUCUUCUCUCCAAAACUAAAGUACUCAGUUAUAAAAUGUUCUCCGGAAGAUUUCUUUGAAGUACAUCUGGGUGUCAAAUACAGAGCAAUGUGGAAUCAUGACCUCUGACCUUAACUGAGGCAGUGAGAGCUUUAGAUUAUGUCAAAAAGUUUCUGUGGCCUUUUUUCGCUCAACAGGUGACAUUACAAUCUGAGAACUGUUUCUUUGAAGGUCUGAACAAUGUAAGUCAGUCACAUUUUUCAGCCUGUAUGCAUAAUUUUGACUCCUAAUUUGAUCCUGAUUAUUGUUGUUUUUAAAACAUAACAGGAUGAAUGUUCCACCAGUCCUUAAAGGAAAUAGAAAGUUCAAAAUAUGCUGUUAAAACCCAGACAGUUAAUAAUAUUUCUGUCCAUAAUGAGUGGAUGUAAACUCUACGACUCCGACCAUCAGCAGCUCGUUUUUGUAUUUCUGCCAUGAUUGAGCCUCGCCUGCCUUGACCCUGUGAUGUAAACAUCAAGCAAGCCUGACAGUGUGGCUUCCAUACAUGAUAAUACUGAACAUUUCUUCCUCAAUUAUAAAAACCAUUUCUGUUCAUUUUGAUCAUGUUUUUUCAUGUUAAAGUUCUAUACUGUUUAUUUCUGUGUAAUAUCUAACCGACUGGUAUUUAAUGGCCUUGGUAGGAACCUGAAACAGUUUUCUGGGCUGGUUUUAUGUAUACUUGACAUAUAUAUUACUGUAUGUAUUAAGUAUUUGGCUGUAACUUGAUGCACUGUUUGCAGACUACUCACUGCACCUCUGGUGUUUCAAAAAGAGCGAGUUCAAAAGUCAUGAGCUGUAAACUAGGACAGGCAACUUUUCUGUGUUAACUAUAUAUUGGACCAUCAGCUUUUAUUCUCACAGUAUUUAAGGUUUGCUCUGCCUUUUUGUACUGUACUGUACUUUUUUGUCAUUUUUUGUGCUUUAUAAAUUGCCUCAUGUGAUUAUGUUUACUUUAUUUGUUUUUUUUAGUUGUUAAAAAUCUUACAAGAUUGCAUUUUUCACAAGCAACGUCCUGACGUGUUCUAUCCAGGGGCUGAGGUAAUUUAUUGAAGUGAAAUAAAAGAUGGAAAUGUGGAUUUUGAA
This is a messenger RNA of Xiphophorus couchianus (Monterrey platyfish), 7721 nucleotides long. Its product is annotated as UPF0606 protein KIAA1549. NCBI's taxonomy places the organism in Eukaryota, Metazoa, Chordata, Actinopteri, Cyprinodontiformes, Poeciliidae. The record is from RefSeq and is a predicted model, not a curated record. The transcript has 22 exons. The coding region runs from base 309 to 5546 and encodes 1745 amino acids.